AUGAAUUCAAUUUUAUAUUUAUUAGUAUUUGUUUUUCUAAUAAGUAAUUCUAAUCAAACAAGAUUAUUAACUCAUAUUCAAAAAUCUUAUUAUUCAGCAUUUGUUAAUCGUGUAGCAAGUGGAUUUCAUUCAUUAUGGCGUAUUACAUAUCUUGAACAAUAUCCGUGUGUUAAAAAUCGUUUUAAAUUAACGAAUGAUAAAAUAUAUAAGGCUAAUUUUACUAAACAAGAUUUUAUUUAUCCAAUGAUAAUUAGUGUUACUGAUAGAUAUAUUAAAGUUAAAAUACAUCAAAAUAUGAAAAUUGGUAUAAAUGAAGAAAAUGAUAAAAUGUACAUUGAUAUUUUUAAUAUGAUUUAUUCAGAAUUACCAUCCGAUUGGAGAAAAGAAAAUCAUGAUACAGCAUCGAUAGCUUGUUAUCUUGUAUUAAAAUCAAUAUUUUAUCAACAAAAAUUUACACAGGAAUAUAUUGAAGAUAUGACAAUUAAAAUACAUGAUGAAUGGAUAAAACGAAAUAAAAAUCGGACAAGUUCACAUUUAAAAUUACCCUAUCAUCUAUUAUCUAGUAUUGAAAAAAAAAAAGAUCGACAAGCAAUUUUAAUUGCGAUCCAAAUAUUUCGUUUUUAUAGAUUAGAUAGAAUAUUCAAUACAACAAGAAUUGAAUUCGUAUGA
Didymodactylos carnosus is the source of this 669-nucleotide messenger RNA. Lineage: Eukaryota; Metazoa; Rotifera; Eurotatoria; Philodinida; Philodinidae. The record is from the annotation of a GenBank genome assembly.